Messenger RNA from Aphis gossypii (cotton aphid), 3546 nucleotides. RefSeq lists its product as uncharacterized. The coding region runs from base 256 to 921 and encodes 221 amino acids. The record is from RefSeq and is a predicted model, not a curated record. The transcript is spliced from 5 exons. Lineage: Eukaryota; Metazoa; Arthropoda; Insecta; Hemiptera; Aphididae.
ACGGCGGCGACGGCGACGACCUAUUGCCAUUCCCACCGGUCGGGCAACAUAACGUAUCGUGUUUACACGCGCAGCCCGCGAAGCGACUAUCAGACGCACACGUGAUUCGGGAAUUUUUUUUGUUUUAAAAAAAAAUUAAUUUUUAAAUGUCAUAAGUGCUUAGAACUCAUCGGACGCAGUAUCUGCUCGAUAAUAAAAACUGCAGACGUGGUGAAAUAUUUUCGUUCAAUUUUUUACGAAAAAUUUUGAACCACCAUGAUUAGAAUCGUUCUGAUCAAUUUCGUUGUACUUGGAUUAUCCUGCAGUCUUGCAAUGGCGGCCCCUUUCAACAUACGGAACUUAAACGACGCCGUGUUCUCCAAUCCGCUAGGGACAAAACAGUGUACAGUUUCAGGAGUGCUUUAUAAUCACAGUCAAAAGAUACUGUUUACCGACCACUGUAAAGCGUGCAUUUGCAUCGAUGGUCAAAUAUUUUGUUAUUGGCAAUGCGACGACACAGUUCCUGCAGACACAAUGGUCGAAGAGAUCGACGACGAACCGCAAUCGACGUCCACGAUAAACAUAAUUUCAACUACCUUUGAAACCGAUGCGAGUUCGAAAUCAACAAACUUUGUACCGCACUCGAGUCCCUCGGACGUUUUGCAGACAACCACUGUGACACCCAACGAAGACGCCGAGCCGUUUUGCCUCGUUAUGGGAGUUAGAUAUAAGCCUGGCAGCGUUUUGCCAAGGGACACGGGAUCCUGUCUGGAAUGUCAGUGUGGCCAAAAUUCGCAGAUCGCGUGCAGCCCAAAGGACUGUAUUACGUUGAAUUCGUUGAGCGAUGAGGACACCUCCGAACCGGAAUUCUACGGCAACAGUAAUAGCGAACAGAACAACGGCAAUUUCAAUAUGGACAUGUUUGCCGUCAACGUCGUUUGAUGGAAAUGAACGAGAGAGCUAGAGAGAGGAAAUUUUAUGUACAUUAAAUGAUGCGUCUUUUACGAUUAAUAUGCGAUUUGUUUUACAAAAACAGCUAUAAUAAUAUUACUACCAUAAUAAUUGUAAUGCCUCCCAAAAAUGUCUAUAGUAAUAAUAAUUAUUAUAUGCCCCUACUAUUAUUUAAAUAGUUAUGUUUUUUGGUUUUAUAAUUUUUGAUUUGAGUUUAUACAUACGUUUACACGGUUUUCUUUUUAUUGGUAUUUAAUUUGUUUUAUUUGAAUAAUUAUUUUUUGUUAUUUUUAAUUACAAAUUAAUAAGUAAUAAAUCCUCAUUAAAUAAAAAUAAGAAACUGAGCUGUGACCGUUUGAGUUUACCCUCAUCUGGGUUCUAUAUCUACCUUCGAAAUUCAUGUUUUGCCAUUUAUAAUACCAAAAGAAUAUAUUACUGUAAUUUUUCCAUUUUUAUUUGAAAAUCCUGACUGUUGAAUGCUCGUCGACGUCUUGCUACUUUUUGUUCAAAAAAAAUAUACCUACAAUAAUAGUGUGUAUUAAAGAUAUAAUACCAUAUACUCACUAUUAUUCCCUAUCAUAGUAGGUGUGGUAUUAGCGUAACAACUGUAUUUCAAACUGAAUAUCGAAAAUAAUGAUCUCCUGCUUUGUACCCUUUAUCUUGCAGAAUUUGCAAUUUUAUAAAAAUGAUGUAGUUAAAGGUAUUAUAUUGUUUACGGUUUUUUUUUUUUACAUCCAUAAAAAUAAUAAUGGAAAUUUUAAGUCAAUAAAAAUAUACCAUAAUUUAAAUUUUCAAUAAACGAUGUAUGAUAGAAAGACCAAUUUGCUUAGGAUGUCAUGGUAAUAAUACGGUUCAGACAUAAUAUUAUGUCGUAGACAUUAUGUGAUAAUAAUAAUUUAAGAUCUGUAUAUAAAACGUAAUUCUAAUUUCAUUUCGUUGUCCAUAUUAUAUUUUAACUGAAAGAAAGUAUAUUAUGUUUGCUGGUGUAAUAUAGGGAGGAACAUAAAUCAUAUGUACUCGACUCACGUUAAGAACAUGACCUGGCGGCGACCGAUUUUGCAUCCUUUGGUCGGCUUUUGAUUCGUUUUCCAAACUUCCGUCCACCAGCGGCGCGGUUGAAGAAAUUAUUUUGGAUGCUCUUAACGUGUGACAAGUGAAGAUCUGUUCUUUAGAGUAGUCUUUUUUCGGAAUAAUUAAUAUUGACAAUUUUUUAUUAUUCUAUUUCGUGGAAGAUUUUUCGUUUUAUUAUUCUUAGUUUUAAAAAAUUAUCGUAAUGAUUAUUCCGUUAAAUUAUUGUUUUUACAUUUAACUUUACAUCAUGCAUGUGAUAUUUGGCUUCAAGCUUUUCCAGGAUUGUAUAGCCUUCAUUCAAAUAUUCAAUAGUUAUAUUAUAAGUGUCAUUAUACAUAUAAAUAUAAUAUUAUCAUAUUUUAUAUUUUAUCUUGAGCGACUUGGCCUUUCUGCCCCACUACAAUGCAAUAAUUUAUAUUGACCACGUCAACAGACCACAUCAUUAUGAUAAAAAAAAAAAUUGUAAUAACAUAAAUGCCUAUAGUAGCUAUAGUGCUACUAGCUGUAUUUUAUGACCCAAAUGUAUGUACAUAUAUUUUUAUUUUUACAUAUGUAAAUUUUCAUACAAAAGAUAGUAAUUGACUAUUACAACGAGUAUUCAUUAUGAAUUAUUUAAAUAUUUUAAAAUUUAAACUAAUAAAUAUAUUUUAUAUCGUUUAUUAGUAAUUAUUAUCUAUGUGUUUCACAAUAUAACUAUUAUUUUUUAUUUUAUAAAUAAACUAAUGAUUUUUGUUUUGUUUUUUUUUUUAAUUGUGCACAGUGUAUACCAUUAUUAUAAUAUUAUAUAGGUAUAUAACUAUGUAAGUAGUAUAACAAUUUAAAUUUUCAUUACUUAUAAUAACUAUAUAAGUAGUAUAACAAUUUAAAUUUUUAUUACUAAUAAUAAUUAUAUAAGUAGUAUAACAAUUUAAUUUUUUAUAACUUAUAACUUAUGUAAUGUAGUCAUCCUUAUUAGUGAUUAAAAAUGUAUUCUUAAAAAUAAAAAAUUUACUACGAUGAAAAAAUCUUAAGCAAAAUAUACUAUAGUAAAAAAACCUUUACAAUUAAAUACAUAACUUCUCUCUUGCUAAAAUAAUUUUUUUUUACUAUCUGAUUUGGAUUUUUUAAAAUAAAUCUAUAACUUUUUUGUUAAACAUACAUUUGUAUACUUACCCUUUUAAAAUUGUGUUAAAUAAUUAGAAAUUAUUAUUAUUAUAUUAUACUAAAUUAUAAUUUAAGUACCUCAUAUCUGUAGUUAUCUGUAUACUUAGAUUUGUAUACAUCAAUUUUAUGAUACAUAUCUACAUUAAGAUAUCAUAUAUAGUGUUUCAGAAAAAAAAAUGUAAUAGAUACCUUAUUCUUACUGAAAUUAAGGAUAUAAUAUAAUGUGUGUGUAAUUUGAAUAUUUAUAUAAUUUACCAAUUAAAGUCCUAUUCCGAUUAUUUUAUGUUUAAUAUUUUCAAUAAAUAUUAUUAUAAUAUUACAAACCAAUUAUUCGCCUUGAUUAUAUACAGCUGUUAUUCAAAUAGCGUUGAUGCAUUAAUUAAAUUGUCUUCUAAUUUAUCA